Molecule: messenger RNA, 711 nt
Organism: Rhizophagus irregularis DAOM 181602=DAOM 197198
Lineage: Eukaryota; Fungi; Glomeromycota; Glomeromycetes; Glomerales; Glomeraceae
Biological process (GO): protein folding
Cellular component (GO): cytoplasm
Source: RefSeq, a predicted model, not a curated record
AUGGAAGAUCCAAACGCAGAUACAGAAUGGAACGAUAUUCUUCGAGCUCGUGGUAUCCUUCCUCCAAAAGAAGGUCCCACAGAAGAAGAAAUAUUUGAAGAAAUGGAUAAAAAUAUUCGUGAAAAACAAGAAAAGCAUUUAGAAGAUAAAACAUUAGAUGAACUAGAUGAGUUAGAGGAUGAAGAAGAUGAUCGAAUAUUAGAAGAGUACCGACAGAAAAGAAUGGCUGAGAUAAAAGCCGAAGCGUCACGAGAAAAAUAUGGACAAUUAAUUCAAAUAUCAAAGCCUGAUUUUAUAAAAGAAGUAACAGAAGCAAGUCAAGAAGUCUGGGUGAUUGUGCAUUUAUUCAAAGAUCCGAUCCCAGAAUGUAAAUUAAUGAACGCACAUUUAUCAACACUCGCAGAAAAAUAUAAAGCAACAAAAUUUGUAAAAAUAGUUGGAGAUCACUGUAUACCAAACUACCCAGAUAAAAAUUUACCCACUCUGUUAAUUUAUGGUAAUAGUGAUCUUCAACAACAGCUUGUAGGCCUAUCUCAAUUAGGCGGAAUGAAUAUGACACUUCAAGUUCUUGAAAAUUAUCUAAUUUCUGUUGGUGCUAUUGAGGGAUCUAAUAAAAAGACUGUGGACAAAGAUUCUUCUACACAAAAAAUAAUUAAAAAUCCUGCAAUUGCUGCCUUAAGUGAUGAUGAUGAAAUUUCAGAUGAAGAUUAA